Molecule: messenger RNA, 4497 nt
Organism: Linepithema humile (Argentine ant)
Lineage: Eukaryota; Metazoa; Arthropoda; Insecta; Hymenoptera; Formicidae
Gene: Asx
Product: Additional sex combs
Biological process (GO): animal organ morphogenesis; positive regulation of transcription by RNA polymerase II
Cellular component (GO): PR-DUB complex
Molecular function (GO): chromatin binding; DNA binding
Source: RefSeq, a predicted model, not a curated record
CAUAAAUAUGUAAAUACAGUAUGGCCGAAAGAAGCGGAAGCUUUCUUACUUUCUCGAAUGUUACUUCGUUAUGCGUUUGAGAGAGUUGUAACAUUUCAUUGUUGGAUUCAGUCUCGUGAAUUUAUGAACUCUCAAGCGAAAUGACGUAAACGUUCCCCGAAAUCUUUUGUAGUGUAUUUCGACUGGUUUGAUGAGAAUGUCAUUCGGUUGCCACUGAAGAAAGAGGGAGAGAAAGAAAGAGAAGAAAGAUGUUGUGUUUAUAUCUCGGCGACUAGGACACUUUCGUGAACUCUGAGUACAGGGCGAGGAUGGAAUGCAACGAACGGAAGCAUCAGUGUACAAAUUGACGCUAUGCCGCGGCAAUCUUACACCGCGUGCCCAGACGUUUCGCUUGUUGACGAUGUCAAAGCUGUAGGUACUGUCAUGGACACAGAUGUAGAGCUUGGCAAAAGUGAAGGGUGCGAAACUAUCCCGGGGUGCUCCGGUUACUCUAGCAUGGUACACAGUAAGAAAGUCAUUAAACAUGCCUUACGACAGCAAGCCAAACGGCGUAGGAAGAACACGACAAUAGCGGCUGGCAAUUCUCGCACAUUGCCUAGGAUUGUUGUCAAACCGUUACCACCACCGCCGCCAAACGAUCCACCAUCUCCAGUUAAUAAUGUGCAACACAUCAAUACUGCAGCGGAAGAACCUGCUGCCACAAUGAGAGAAGUUUUGGCUAGUUUACCUGGAUUUAGUUUGAAGUCAAGUCGCAGACGAUCUACAAAGAGAUUGUCAGCAACUGCGCAAUUAGAAGCUGGUCUUGUAGAUUUGGAAUCACCAGCAAGCAUAUUAGCAAGUACAAGCUUACGUGCUCUAUUAAAUAGGCAUACAUUUCAAGGUUUACCUCCACUGUAUCAACGGAAACUUGCGCAACUUCUACCUGCUGUAGAUAGACAGGAUGCUGCUAUCUCUGGAUUAAACAAUGAAUUCUUCGCAAGAGCUUGUCUAGAAUGGCGGAAACGUUUAGCCGAAGGAGAAUUCACUCCUGAAAAUCAGCAACGCCUGAAAAUGGAAGCGGAGCGGGACAAGAAUAAGUUAGAUCCAUGGAAAGUGAAACACUUCGAACCGAUAUGGGGCGAAAAACGAGAACCUAAACUCAAAUCGAGUCUCCAUUAUAUCACCGAGUCACGUUCUAGUGGUGCAGUGACACGUUCGAGUUUAAGACUUCGUCUGGAGUCUAAUGUGGAUAUCCCUGCAUCGGAACAUGCUGUCUGUCCUAUCGUGAUGACAGAAGAUAAGGUCGACACCAGCUGCAAGACCGAAAUCAGUAUAAAGAGUUCCGAUUUGGCUAAUUCUGAAGAAGCGCAACAAAAUCUACUGCCUUUGGAUUAUAAUGCAUUACCGGAGCACUUGACUGACGAGAAACACUUGGACGAUCCUCUGCAGAUAAGUUCUGUAGAUGUGGCGGAAGAUAUUCAAAUGCAUGAAAGUAAAGCCGAAGAAAUUGACAAGAUCACGGAUAUUUGUGAGAAGCAGGAUAUAGCUGAAGUUAGCGACAUUACGAGGCAAGUUUGUCAAGAAAACAUCUCGAAUAUCUACGACGAAGAAACGGAUUUCUCCUCCGGCGAGAAGAAUUUGCAACCUGUAGAAAAUAAUGUAAUAGAAGCGUCGGAGGAAGACACUGUGUUAUUGCCGGAUGAUAAUUCGUCGCCCAGAUCUAAUGAACAGAUAGAGCGCGCGUCGCAUACGUCCGCGGAUUCAAUUUCGCAGUUAUCCAACGAAUAUAUAUCGCAAACAUCCAUAGAUCAAAUUUCUCAAAUCUCGAAAGAACAGAUCUCGCAAAUAUCUAACGAUCAAAUUUAUCAAAUAUCGGAUUGCGAGACCACGAGUAUCCUUGACAAUUCAUCGCCGCAAGAUCAAGUCAGGCCCGCGGAUAUCGUCAUGGAGGACACCAGUCUGAUGAACAGCGAUCAAACUGAAGUAACACAGGCUUCGCAUGAGAAUCCGGCGGACAGCGAAUCUCACAUUCCAGAAGAAAUGGAAAUUGACAGCGAAACUUUGCAGCGUAUUCACGAACUCGAGGUACGGGGAGAAAUGCGCGAAAUGUAUGAAGAGAUUUCGGGAUGUCCGGAAGAGAUAAUAUACCCCAUUCUUGAGGGAAUGGAAAUGGCUUCGACCAAUGCGGAAGUAACGGAGUCGCAAGUUGUAUCCGGACAAACUGAAGACACUAGGGAAACAGACAUAAAUGCCGGUAACGAAGAUGAAGCUCUUCGGGAGGCGAAUAAUUAUGUCUGCUCUGAAAUGCUAGAAUGCAGCUGGACGGUGGAUCCGACUGUUAACAAUAUCAGUAACAACAAUAACAGGGCGCAAGAGGAGCUGCAGGUACCCUGGCCUUUGGUGGCAGCUGCGCUCGACGGAUCUGUAGCGGCUAAUAUCACAGUAACAACGCAGGAUGAGUGCAGCGAAACCUCGACGACGACCGACUCUACGAGUGGUUCGCAGCAAUUUAUUAACGCGGAUACUAAUGUAGAAUCCGUCAACUGUAUUCAGUUGCCGGUUGUUCAAGGAGCCGCGUUUCAAUCGGACGGCUUAGCCAUCGGCACGCCGGGAAACAGUUGCGUGAUGAAGAGCUUGCAGUCGCAGAGUCCGCCGAUUAUCGCGUUUCCGCAGCUGCAGUCCAUCAGAUUCGUGCAGACCAACUUCAGUCCGGAGCAGGAGACGGCAUCCUCGCUGACAAACAACUCGCCCGCGAUCUCGGCCCAACUUCAGCCCCAGCCAAGCGCCGCCCCUCAGGUUAACAUGAUACGAACGCAGGAUACCAACACUCAACUAAGUGCUCAAAACGGCAAUGCACGUAAUAACGUGAAUCAGAACACCAUCGCGACGCAGGGUCAAGUGCAAAAUGCUCUCCCGACUGCAAUGGGAGUGCAGCCUCAGAAUCGCGCGCAGAACGCGAUCGUUAUUCAACACCAAACUACAACGUCUGCCCGACAAAUUGCAGCGGCUGUGCAUCAACAGCAACCGCAGCAGCAGCAGCAGCAACAACAACAGCAGCAGCAGCAGCAGCAGCAGCAGCAGCAACAACAACAACAACAACAAUAUGCUGGACCAUCCAUAACUGUCUCAUCGCGACCAUCACGUGUAUCGAAUCAAGGCAGCCAAAGAGGCUCACGGAGCAGUAAUAAAGAACAAGGUGGAGGUAGAUCGAGAAGUUCUACGAAAGAACCUCCGGGUGCUGUCAAUUUGGAGCGCAGUUAUCAGAUAUGUCAAGCGGUCAUACAAAGCUCACCGAAUAGAGAUCAAUUGAAAGCCCAUUUAAAGCCACCACCUAGUUUGCUCGCUAAAGGAGAUGGUGCAUUUACAACUAGUAAAUCUGGCGGACGCACCCUGACGACAGUCAAACCUCAGAAAACGCAGCAAGCGAUACAAAAUAAACAAGCUCAAAAUAAGACGCAAGCCGUCAUGCUGAGACAUGUAUUCCCUACAGCGCGUCAGGCUACAUCAACGGAGGUUACAGAAAGCACUCCUAUAGCGCAGCUUGGUUCCACCACCAGCAACGGUCUCGGGCAAUACAUACUUGUACAAAGAACGGGAGUCGGAGACAGUGCGCCAAGAGCGUCAUCCGCUCCUCCAGUACCGCCGCAGAUCGCAGGGAUGGGCGUUGGGGUCCAUUUGGUGCGAGGGAGACCGGCGAGCGCCGGGGAGGGUUCUCACCAGGCGGUUACCCUGAAAGCGAGAGGCGCGGAUAGUAGAGUGACGGGCGGCGCGGAACCCGGUGCACCCGGUAUGAUAAUUGGCGGCGAUCCUCCACCACCCUGUGAAUGUAAUAUGCGUGGAGCCAUGGUAAUUUGUCGGCAGUGUGGUGCCUUCUGCCAUGAUGAUUGCAUCGGGCCUCAACGUAUCUGUGCUACCUGCCUCAUACGUUAAUCAUUCUUCAUCCAACCAUACGUGUAUAAAUUUCAAUCCGUUAUAAGAUAAGAGUGCUCGACAUUCGGUCGGUGGAUCGUCAGGAAAAUAUCUAAACAUGUUAAUGUAUUCAGAAAUUUACUGUAACACAAUAUUGUAAGGUCCCUUGCAGAGAAUUUUGGUAAUGUGUUUAGAAAUGCGAACAAAAUUGUGCGACAAAAUGUGAUGAAAAAAAUUGGAGGCCAAAUUUCCACGACAGUAGUAUUGAGCAUAGCUUGUUUUAGUAAAUUUUAAAUAAAUGUUAUCUACUUGACUAAGUUCGCAUAAAAUUAUUUAAUCUGAAAAUUAUGUCUAGCACUCUUAUAUUAACGGAAGUUAUUGCAGGAUAAGGGUGAUAAAGGAUACAGUUGUAGGUAUUGAAAUAUUCAAUUAGCUAUGCUGUACAAUAGAUAAGAUAUAAAUCUUUAUUUUAUAUUAUUCUGUUGUCUUGCCUAUCACUGUUUUAUUAAAAAUUGGUGAGUAUCUCUAAUGCAUUGCUAACAAAUAAAUUAUACACAUUUCUAAAUGGAUUUUACAUUCAUUUAUUUUUUUAUCAUAAUAAUUUUAUUA